This is a messenger RNA of Myripristis murdjan (pinecone soldierfish), 1875 nucleotides long. RefSeq names its product cilia and flagella associated protein 99 (gene cfap99). NCBI's taxonomy places the organism in Eukaryota, Metazoa, Chordata, Actinopteri, Holocentriformes, Holocentridae. Bases 1 to 1875 code for a protein of 624 amino acids. The transcript has 14 exons. The record is from RefSeq and is a predicted model, not a curated record.
AUGGCAUCAAUGUAUGGAUCAUUGGUCAAGGAGGCCACAGUGCUGCUCGAUCAGUUCAGUGCUGACAAGCUGUGUCUGGACGACUUCAUGGAAAAUGCUUCAAAGACUCUGCAGAACAUGGAUGCUCCAGAUAGGAACUUCCUGCUUGAUGUUGUUUCUGGAUGCAUCGAGCAUAAAAAGUUACUGGACGUAGUUGUAAAUGCCUUCUAUGCCCAGAAUGGGAAAUGCUUGUCCAGAGGUGACCGCAGCACGUUUGUUAUUAUCUGUUACCUCGCAACAUUCACCAUGGAUGACCUUGGGCUCGAGUGUUUCAGCAAAAUUGUGAAAUCUCUGGACACCAAGAAGAUGCACAAAUUCCUGAGUUUUUUCUUUGAUGUCACAAAUCUCACCACAUGGAUCCAAGGGGAAUGGAGUCACAUCUAUGAUGCUGCCUUUGUGGAAAAAAACUGGAUUGCCCCUUUGUUGAGAUGGCGCCCUGAGAUAGAUAUUCUUAUGGACCAGCUUGCAGCCAGGAUGUCCAGUGGGAGUCGGGCCAAGAAAGCUCCAGUCAAAACCACUGAGCCCCAGGAGUUCUGUCUCACCAAACCCAAACCCCGUCCUCUGCCCAUGCCUGAGCCCAUUCCACAGCAGGAGAAGCCCAAACCAGUACCAAAAAGCACCCACAGGGCUCCCAAAGAAAUGCAUACCAUAGAAGAGAUCAAACAGAAGAACCGCCAGAAGGCUCAGGAACUGCUUUAUUUGGCAAACACAAAACAGUUUGAGUGUGCAAAUCCACAGAAGUCUGAACAUACCAAGAAGGUGAUGUCUGAGAUUAAGGAAAGCUUUGAUUCCCAACUCAAGUUCAAUUCAUUUCAAUCCUCUGGAGUGCCAGCCAGUCUCAAGAUGAAUAGCAGCUGGCCCAUCAAGCUCAACAACACAGCCAUCAUGAGACAGGAAGCACUAUAUAACCGUCAAGUGGAGGAGGAGCUGCGAAGAAUGGAGCGUCUAGUAGAAGGGGCACAGGAGCCCUCCUCUUUCCUCCAGUGGCAGAAGCAGAUGCGUGAUCAGGACCUGCAGGAGGAGCUGGCCCAGCUUGAGCUCAGGCGCCUGCAAGGGCUCAUCAGCCACAAGGAGGCUGCUAUGGCCCGCACACACAUAAUGGAGCGCAACCAGAAGGCUGCACAGCUACAGAAAGAAGAGACAGCUCAGCUGAUGCAGAGAUAUGCGAGGAAAAGGCUUCAAGAGGAAAAAGAAAUGAGAGACCUGGUGCAACAAGUGGCAGACGGGCACAAGAACACAAAGGCAGCCAAACAGAGAUUGCAGGAACUCAAGCAAUCUAUUGUGAAAGAAGUCUCGGAGCAAAGUCAAGAGCUCCUGCGCCAAGCACUGGAGGAAGCACAGGCCGAGCUUAGCAGAAAAUUUGAGAUCAUCCGUGAAAUCCACGCUAUCAGAUCUGUCCCGCACAUGAGACACAAAUUUGUGGAUGACACAGAGACAGGGGGACACGACCUGCUGGGAGAAAUGUCCCUGGCUGAGCUGAAGGAGCGGCUGGCCAUCUUGAAGGAGGCAAAACAAAGGGAGCAGGAGGAAAGACGGGAGUGGAUUCUGGAGGAGAAGCAGAGCAAGCAGCAGCUUCUGUUGCAGCAGCUGGACACCAUCGACAUCCACAGAAAAGCACUGGCGCAGGCUGCAGCCAGCAGGAAGGAGGAGAAGAAAGCCAGGCGGGGGUUACAGCAGGCAGUGGCUAAGGAUGAAAGAGUGCUGGCCCUGCAGAAGAGACUGGAGGAAAAACAACAAGAGCACCUCAGACUGAAGCAAAGAGAAAGCAGCAAGGCCAAAACCUCUGAACAGGCAGCAGCACACACUGUCAGAAGCUGGAAACCCUUAGAAGUAUGA